AUGGCUACCCCAAGACCUCGCGCCCACAUCACUGACCGCAUCGCCUGCGAGAUCUACCUCUUCCGCCUCUCCCAGCCCCCCGGCCAGCUCUGGCUCCCUACCCCCGCCAGCGUCGCGCUCGGCAGGAGGUACGGCAUCACGCCCAAGGCCGUGCGAGACAUCUGGAACAGGCGGACCUGGGCGCACGCGACCCGCCACCUCUGGGAGGAGGAGGAUAGGACGGCACAUGGCCAGAUGGUCGGGGCGGAGCAGAUGGAUGAAAGCGAAGAAAACGUUGAGGGUCAGCAGGAGCUGCCCGAGGACGACCACAGCACUCCCGCGUACGAUGACGACAAGCACUCCCAGCCUGCACAGCCAGCAGCAGGGCGAGCUGUAACAGGAGAUGCGUCAGUGGCGAGCAUGGGGACUGAGCUGAAGCCCGUCAGCUCGUCAACUGCUACUCACUCAGCCGAGGGCUGGCUGCUCUGCCCCGAGCGCAUCUCGCUGUUCACCUCAGUUUGCGGGAAAGACAAUGACAUCAGCACAGGCAGGAGGACAGGCAAGGAGGCGUAG
Messenger RNA from Guillardia theta CCMP2712, 552 nucleotides. RefSeq lists its product as hypothetical. The transcript has a single exon. The record is from RefSeq and is a predicted model, not a curated record. NCBI's taxonomy places the organism in Eukaryota, Cryptophyceae, Pyrenomonadales, Geminigeraceae. Bases 1 to 552 code for a protein of 183 amino acids.